Onychostoma macrolepis is the source of this 5117-nucleotide messenger RNA. RefSeq names its product potassium voltage-gated channel subfamily B member 2a (gene kcnb2a). NCBI's taxonomy places the organism in Eukaryota, Metazoa, Chordata, Actinopteri, Cypriniformes, Cyprinidae. The record is from RefSeq and is a predicted model, not a curated record. Gene Ontology annotation, biological process: protein homooligomerization; potassium ion transmembrane transport. The transcript has 2 exons. Gene Ontology annotation, cellular component: membrane; voltage-gated potassium channel complex. Gene Ontology annotation, molecular function: protein binding; delayed rectifier potassium channel activity. The coding region runs from base 780 to 3281 and encodes 833 amino acids.
UCAUUAGAAUUUUUCUUAAUGUUACUCCCAAAACAUGCCUCCACAUAAAAAUGUCAGAAUAUGCUAUUUAAAGAUGAAAGUAAAACGUAAAAAAACUUUAUGACCUUGACACACACACAGUUUUUCUUGUCACAUGACAACAAAAUGACCUCCUGCAUGUAUGCUACAAGAACUUUGAAUUAUUGGAUAAAACAUAUUCAGAUAUUUAUAAGAUUUUAAAACAAAGUUGUUCCAGGACUUACUUUUAGUCUUUAAUGAUCUCUGGACAGUUACACCACCUAGACAUAUUUUAACACUUUUUAUUCCUAAGCUGAGAACAUGUUUAGUAUUCUGCAUGAUUUCAUUGACCCCAUUACAGCAGAACUAAGUCCAGGGCCCUUCUUAAGAUUCCUCCUUUCAUAAUCCUCUACUUUCUAAAAACUGUGUGCUUUGGAGACUUGAUUUAGCCUGCAAAGUUUGUUGGUUCAUUAAUUUUUUUGGAGCAUAAAAUAGGGUCAUUAUAGUGUUGGAGUUCUGAAUGCAUUGAAUUCCAUAAAAUGAUAUUUUUAUUUUAUUAAUGGAUUUAUUUAGAACUCCACUUUUAUUUUGUUCUAAUCAUAUCAUAUCUAAUAAUAAUCACAUUAUUCAAAAUAUUAUUGAAGGAAUUUUUCUGUUACAUGAUAAGAUGUCCUGAAAUGUCUUUGAUUUUCAGGUGCAACCAUGGAGGGCCUUGUCUGAGGUGGAUUCAUCAUAGUACUCCUGUUUGACAUCUGAAUUAGCAUAACAUUUGAGUAGCAGUCAUGACUGAGAGGGCAAACUUCGGAGCUCAGAAGGUCUCACGGCCACAGGGCUCACUCCCGCCAGAACCUAUCGACAUUAUCCGGACAAAAGCCAGAUCCAGAAGAGUCCGGAUCAAUGUGGGUGGACUGGUCCAUGAGGUGCUAUGGAGAACCCUGGACCGACUGCCACGAACCCGUCUGGGGAAACUCAGAGACUGCAAUACCCAUGAAACCUUAAUGGAGAUCUGUGACGACUACAGUCUAAAUGAUAAUGAGUAUUUCUUUGACAGGCACCCAGGUGCCUUUUCCUCCAUUUUAAACUUUUACCGGACUGGCAAGCUACACAUGAUGGAAGAGAUGUGCGCUCUGUCCUUUGGUCAGGAGCUUGACUACUGGGGCAUCGAUGAGAUCUAUCUGGAGUCGUGUUGCCAGGCACGGUACCAUCAGAAGAAGGAGCAGAUGAAUGAAGAGCUUAGGAGAGAGGCUGAAACUCUCAGGGAGAAGGAAGGAGAUCAGGUGGAAACGGGCUGCUGUCCAGACAAAAGGCAGAAGCUCUGGGAUUUGCUGGAGAAACCGAGCUCUUCUGUAGCGGCCAAGAUUCUGGCCAUAAUAUCAAUUCUGUUCAUCAUUCUUUCAACCAUUGCACUGUCACUGAACACCCUGCCUGAGUUACAAGUGAUUGAUGAAUUCGGACAAUCCAACGACAACCCGAACCUGGCCCACGUUGAAGCCGUUUGCAUCGCCUGGUUCACUAUGGAGUACCUUCUCCGCUUUUUGUCUUCUCCCAACAAGUGGAAGUUCUUCAAAGGGCCACUGAAUGUCAUUGAUCUGCUGGCUAUCCUUCCUUAUUACGUCACAAUAUUCCUCACAGAAUCCAACAAGAGUGUCCUCCAGUUUCAGAAUGUGCGCAGGGUAGUUCAGAUCUUCCGGAUCAUGAGAAUCCUGAGAAUUCUGAAACUCGCGAGACACUCGACUGGUCUCCAGUCUCUUGGGUUCACGCUGAGAAGAAGCUAUAAUGAACUCGGACUGCUGAUAUUGUUUUUAGCCAUGGGCAUCAUGAUCUUCUCCAGUCUGGUGUUCUUUGCUGAGAAAGAUGAAGAUGCUACGAAAUUCACCAGUAUUCCCGCUUCAUUCUGGUGGGCAACAAUUACUAUGACAACUGUAGGUUAUGGAGAUAUCUAUCCCCAAACCCUUCUGGGAAAAAUAGUGGGGGGUCUCUGUUGCAUCGCUGGAGUGUUAGUGAUCGCUCUGCCCAUUCCCAUUAUUGUGAACAACUUCUCUGAGUUCUACAAAGAACAGAAGCGACAAGAAAAGGCUAUCAAACGAAGAGAAGCACUUGAGAGGGCCAAGAGGAACGGAAGCAUUGUGUCGAUGAACUUGAAAGAUGCCUUCGCUCGCAAUAUGGAACUAUUGGAUGUUGUGAUAGAAAAAAAUGAGGACAAGGGCGCAGACAAUCAUCUUUCACCAAGUCGCUGGAACUAUCAGAAGAACCCAAACUCUGACUUGAGUUCCAAAGGCUAUGACGCAAAAUAUCAAGAAAUAGGUCAGCUGGCUUCUCCAGAACGAUUAAUCAAACCUACUUCAAGCCCUCAACGUCUGAACGCGAAAUCCCUCGAGCAAAUGUACAACCAGAUGACGGCCGCCUCAUCCAUGAGCAGCAGCGGACCUUCGGCUUCCAAAGCGAGCACUAUUGUAAAAGAAGAAGAGAUGGAGAUGAAGGUAGUGCAGUGCGAAUCACGGCACAAAGAGAGACCCAUCACUGAGAUAAGAAGCCUGUCCAGCGUUGACAGUUUCGCCAGCUGUGCCACAGACGUCAGUGAGGUAGAGAGAAGCGCGCUCCUGCCAAAUUUCGCAGGAGCGCAGACGAGGCAUCCACGCGCUCCUCCGCCGCUCGACCUUAGCCAGAUCACCUCCCUGGAGAAACGGGCUCCUGAGAAAGCAAAGCAGCCCCUGAUCAUCAAAGAGGGCCUCUAUGAGUUUGUUCAAUGCAAGUCAGACGGCAGCACCAUGUCGCAGGGUGAGGAGAACCAAAGCUUUGAUCCAAGCGGUGAAAACGUGAGGAGCCCUCCACAAGGAAACCAAGUCAAAGCCAAGGGACUCAAAGUGAACUUCACCGAAUCUGCAGACGAGGGGGCUUCCAACUUGCACUUAGUCGUGACGGAUGACGCAGCCACACUGACACCAAAGCUACCGGUAUCUGAUCCAUUACUGCUGCCGGGUUCUCCUCGGCACAGUCCCAGAUCCCCAGGGAAAGGCUUUGAAGGUGAAGGAGCCACAAGCUCUCCAGGGUUCUGCCUGUCGUCUUCCGAUAGCCAAAGAGGGAGAAACCACAUCGAUAGAGCUGCCGUUACUCCCACCUCCCCUAAAAGUGCACAAAACUGUGCUUCUGCCACGGUUGGUGCCAUUGGAGCAGAAGACAACAUUCAAAGUGGACAGAAGGUGGACAACCACCUCCUUUCACCUGAUAUUCUCAAGUCUUCAGGGGAGGGAGGUCGCUCACCACCGUGUGAAACUAGCAUGUGAUGGGUUGCAUUAACAUGUUCACGUUCACAGAACGAAUGCAUCAAAGUAUGUGGACAGAAGGAGGCAUACUGAUGUAGUGAAGGGGAUUUUCUUUUGUCUUUCUUCGACACUAUUGGACUGCAUAGCCGCAGAGAUUGACUUUAUGAUCCUGAGAGAGAAGGUCUGCUCUCAGCGUCAAGAGCUGAGUGAUAUUCAUACAGAGGGAGGACAUUAAAAAACAAAUCCAUACUCUUAUUAUUCUAUCAUUAUUUUGUAACAGUACAACCCUCCAUGCGAAGGAUUAGUUAGCUGAAUCGUAUAUCUUUCAAAUCAUAGGCUGAUUCAGACAACUGUGAUAAGAUACCACAAAUCGUUCUUUGUCAUUUACAGCCCACUGAGCAGAUGUUGUGCAUACUUAUUUUUUAAGACUAACCACUGUAACAUUUUUGUUGGGUUUGUUUAAUAGUUCUGACCAAAGUGCUACUAGUGUAAAUUUAACUUCAGCAUUUAACUUGAAAUAAUAUUUUUGACCAAAAUAUGCCUUCAUUUGAUAUUAUCCCUCAGUGGUCAUAUAUGAAGCAACACAAAUUUUUCAGUUCUCUCUGCAAAUGUGGAUCAAAUCAAAUUCCUUUUUUUUUUUUCUUUUACCAUCCCUUUGAGAAAGUAAUAGAAAAGGAAAAACGUACCAAAAUAUAACACGACAGUACUAAAUAUUCUGAUAUCUAUACGAGCAUGUCUGUUUCAGCGAAACACAGGUUCAAGUGUUUCCAUUUGCAUCACUUUAUAGUUGAGCCAUAGUCUACUUAGAAAUACAUACAUUCUUGAAAUAAAUAGUUUUAGCAUGGUUACUGCGGUGGCGACUCUCCACAUCAGUGAAUCUGAAAAACUGUAUGUAAAGAUCAUUGUUUUUAAAUUGCCUUCAAUUCAGAAUCAGCUAAGGGAAACCCAUGACGGCCAUAGUAAAUCAACUAUGCCCUCUGCUGGAUGAAGGAAACGGCACUUUACUUCUACGAGACGUCAGCUUGACCAGAUGGGAAUAUUGUACAUCAAAGAAUGUCAUUUUAACGUUUCUCUCAAGGUGCAAUGCACUUGCCCCGAGAACAAGAAGGUCAUUGGAUGUCAACAGCUCAAUGCAGAACCUUGAGUAUAUGAUUUGUAUAUUAACUGUACAUUCAAGACAUUAUCGGCUACAACCAUUUAGUGUAUAGAAACACAGGUACACAAGUUGUGAUGUCAAUCAUAUUUAAAUGAUUUUUAAAACAAAACUAGGCAGGAACACAACCCUGCUUUAAUUAUUCAAAUCGGUGCCUUUUCAUAAACAGUCAUUUAUGAGAAGGCGUUAAGAUCUUUGGUUUGGUUCAGACAAGUAUGUACAUAAAGUCCUAAUUUUUAUAGAGUAAAAUAUGCAAAUAUAAUUGAGUUCUCAGGUUUUUUUAAUGUAAUCUUAAAGCCCUAAUGUUUCUGUAUGUGAAAUUCAUGGUUUGCCAUUAUCAAAUCAAAAGGUGAUGGAACAGAGCACUGAACAUAACUAAAGCGCUGCAUGAUCAUCUACUUGCACAAGCAUUGAGCAGAUUUAUCUUUAAUACAACUUGACUAUUGUAUGUACAUUCCAAUUUCAUUUCUGCAUAUUUUUUUUUCCCCCCAUUAAGUUUGGAACCUAGUUGAUAUAUCAAUGUGAUAUUGUUUAUAGUUGUACAUCUUUUCUUUGAAAUAGUGACUGCAUUGUUCCAGAAACCUAGAAAUGACCAUUAAAUAAAAUAAAUGUUUGUACAGGACACUACGAGCACAUUCUUUACAGUUAAAACAUCAGUAGACCUCCAACCUCAUCCUUACAUUGUUUAAAGGUGAGACGCUUCA